AUGUUCAACAUGAAUACUAACGUCGGAUGCUGCGGCCGCAGUGGGAAGUUGGACGUGGACUCGCGUGAGUGGGAACCGCGACCCAUCGAGAAUGUUUUCUUUCAACGGUGCGCACCGGAGGGAAAGUACACAGUAGUCGUCGAAACUUUUAAACACUUAUACGGAGGCUUCCCGAAACAAGGCACUUACUCAUGGAAUUCGGACAAGGAUAGACGCAAAAUAAAUGAGCUGUACAGGUACACCUUUCGUCGGGAUAAAACAAAAAUACGCAGUGAUCAGAUUAAGGCGACAGGAAAUCCAUCUUCCCCAGCAUCUUGAUUCCGUUUUUAAAGGGAAAACACGGACCGAGAUGAAUCCGAAGAUGCGGGCUUUUCUUAGUCCUAAUAAGAGAGUGGACGUCAAAUUUCGACUGGUGAUCAAGCAUAGGGAUGGCACCAAACUGAAACUGGAUGGAUUGCCCCACAGCGGUCCAUUCGUGAUUGAGCGCACGAUAGAAGGCCCACCAGAGCAGGAUCAGAAUGACGUACGCGAGAAGCCGAAGCCGACAUUUGUUAUGGAGUUUCAUUAUUCCGGCAACAGCUCUGUGCCAGGCAUCGACAUCGCGCAGCAAGUACAACUACAACCCCAAACUACAGAUGACCUAUGGACGAAGGCGCUAGUGAGUCCGGUUCUCAGAAGUCCACGUAAAAUGUAAGACACUAUCGAAAUCGUUCUUUCGUUGGACCCAGCUGUUGAUGAGCUCGCCGACAUUGGUUAGUCUACGACAUCGGAGCCGGAAUGCGGGCCACAAUAUUGGUAUUCUAGAAAUUAUCGACGCCCCACGAAAGAGGUUUUAGAUACAUCAUCUGUGGCCUAUUAUCACACAGCCACAUGGAGCAAAGACAAGCGCGGGCUGGAGCGCGAUCUUUUUCGCCUGCAUGGUUGCCUGACCCGAGGUACAAAAACCAGCCAGAGAACAACUACAGAGUUUUCAUCGUGCCUUACUCUUCAGACUCCAGAGUCUCUGUCAGCAAUGUUCCAUACAAAGUAAUCGUCAAGCAGAAAGGCACGUCGAAAAUCAUAUGGGAAGGCUUGGCAUCUGCGAGUCGACCUCCCUUCGAUCCGACAUACGAACAGCUUGGUCCAAUAGUUAGGGCAACAGCAGAUCCAAUACAAAACAGAUUUUUUCUACAGCAUUUUUGUGGGAUCCUUUGUGCUCCUUUCAACAGAUGAUCAUAAACUUUAUGAGAUAGUAGAGGCUCUGGCUUUUCCACCAUGAUCAAGUCUCACUUCAUCUUCAGAAUAUGUAGUGGCGGCUACAGUGUAAGCACAUGAUUGAAAAAGCCACGGACUAUGCUCUUGCUAUCUAGAUUACCACCAACUCUUGAAAGUUGCGAUGAUGAACAGGAAGCUGAACAUACUAAAAGUGACUAAAAAAAAUUCAGUCAUUCUCAUGAACAUGAUAUCCAUUUGUAAGUUCCACUCUCGCUCUCCC
Amoebophrya sp. A25 is the source of this 1474-nucleotide messenger RNA. The record is from the annotation of a GenBank genome assembly. NCBI's taxonomy places the organism in Eukaryota, Dinophyceae, Syndiniales, Amoebophryaceae.